ACUUCUGCCUGAGCCACAAGCACAGCUUGGAAAGGGCUCAGGUUGUUUCCAGGGGGAGAACUCUGCAGAGAAGAGACGAAGUUCAACAGGACAAUAAAAGAGCAGCAGAAACAGCCAAGAAAACGAAGAGCCUUCACGUUUUUCACACAGAGCCCCCUAUCAGAGUUCUCGAAUUCUAAAGUAUUCUGCAAAGUGCCACUUGACCAGAACUUUUGGCCUGCCUUUUCCAUUCUCCAACCACCAUGACUGAGAUCACUGCUGAAGGAAAUGCAUCAACUACCACAACUGUGAUCGACAGCAAAAAUGGAUCGGUGCCCAAAUCCCCUGGAAAAGUGCUGAAGAGGACAGUCACAGAGGACAUAGUGACAACAUUCAGCUCCCCAGCAGCCUGGCUUCUAGUCAUUGCUCUGAUAAUCACAUGGUCAGCUGUUGCUGUUGUUAUGUUUGACCUAGUGGAUUACAAAAACUUUUCAGCGAGCUCAAUUUCCAAGAUUGGCUCAGAUCCUCUAAAACUUGUACAUGAUGCUGUGGAAGAAACCACGGACUGGGUCUAUGGCUUCUUUUCUUUGUUGUCUGAUAUCAUCUCGUCUGAGGGUGAUGAAGAAGAUGAUGAUGAUGGGGAUGAGGACAUUGAUAAAGGAGAAAUAGAGGAGCCUCCCUUGAAACAAAAAGAAAUACACAAAGAAAAGACUGAAAAGCAGGAGAAAACUGAAAGGAAAAUACUAACUAAAGUUGCACACCGAGAAAAAGAAAAAGUAAAAGAAAAAGAAAAAUCUGCAAAGAAAGCAACUCACAAGGAAAAAAGUGAGAAAAAAGAAAAACCAGAAACAAAGACAAUGGCAAAAGAAGAGAGGAAAGCCAAGGCGGAAGAGAAGAUUAAAAAGGAAGUGAAAGGUGGGAAACAAGAGAAAGUGAAGCCAAGAGCUGGAAAAGUCAAAGAAGUACAGAAAACACCACCUAAGCCCAAAGACAAGGAGGGGAAAGAGACUGCGGCUGUGUCCAAGCAUGAACAGAAAGAUCAGUAUGCAUUCUGUCGAUAUAUGAUUGACAUGUUUGUCCAUGGGGAUUUAAAACCAGGACAAAGCCCAGCCUUACCACCUCCAUUCCCAACAGAACAAGCUUCCAGACCCACUCCGGCAUCACCUCCUCUUGAAGAAAAAGAAGAGGAAAAGAAGAAAGCUGAGAAGAAAGUGACUUCUGAAACAAAAAAGAAAGAAAAAGAAGAUGUCAAAAAGAAAACGGAUAAGGACACUGCCAUUGAUGUGAAAAAAAAAGAUCCAGGGAAAGCUCCUGAAACCAAAAAAGGAACUAUAAAAGUUGUGGCACAAGCAGCAGCUAAAAAAGAUGAAAAGAAGGAAGAUUCUAAGAAAACAAAAACACCUGUAGAAGAACACCCCAAGGGAAAAAAACAGGAAAAGAAAGAAAAACAUGUGGAACCAGCAAAGUCAUCAAAGAAGGAACAUUCAGCUCCAAGUGAAAAACAAGUAAAAGCAAAAACUGAACGAGCCAAAGAAGAGACUAGUGCUGCCUCAACUAAAAAAGCAGUACCUGGAAAGAAGGAAGAGAAAACAACCAAGACAGUGGAGCAAGAAAUUAAAAAAGAAAAAUCCAGGACGACUUCCUCAGUUUUGAAGGAUAAAGAGCUUAUUAAGGGGAAAGAAGUGAAAGUUCCAGUUUCCCUAAAGGAAAAAGAACGUGAAAUUAAAAAAGAUGAAAAGAUUCCCAAAGCAGGCAAAGAAGUCAAGCCUAAGCCUCCACAGCCACAAGUAAAAAAAGAAGAGAAACCAGAGUCACAAGUUAAAAAGGAAGCUUUAAAACCAGCUUCAUCUGAAAAAACUCAAAUGCAUAAACAAGACAUAGUGAAACCAGAAAAGACUGUUUCUCGUCGGAAACCAGAAAAAAAAGUUGUCAAGCAGAUAAAAGCUACCACUAUAGAAAAAACAGUCAAGCCCAAACCAGCAAAAAAAGCUGAACACCAAGAAAAGAACUCUCCAUCUAUAAAAACAGACAAACCUAAACCAACUUCAAAGGAAACAUCAGAAGUCACAGAAUCAGGGAAGAAGAAAAUUGAAAAAUCUGAAAAAGAAAGUAAAGAAAAAGCAGAAAUGAAACAUCUUAAAGAAGAAAAAGUCUCAACAAGAAAAGAAAGUCUUCAAUCACACAACGAGACGAAAGCAGAAAAGCCUGCAAGAGUAUCAAGAGAAGAUUUGGAAGAUGUAUCAGCUUCAAAGAAAGCUAAAGAAGAAGCUGAAGAUGUGUCUUCCACAAAGAGGCAAAAAAGCCCCAUCAGUUUCUUCCAGUGCGUCUACUUGGAUGGAUACAAUGGCUAUGGAUUUCAGUUUCCUGUCACUCCUGCACACCGUCCUGGAGAGAGCACUGACCAGCCAAGUUCUCCAGGACAGAAGCAACAAGGACAAUAGACACACACGCAGGGUCCUUACAAGUGCUUUAAGACUUUGAAAAUAGAAUCUUCUGUUUGUCUGCAGUGGCAUAGGCAAUUGAAAUCAUGAAUCUGGGGAAUUUCUCUGAAGAUGUUUUACUCUUCUGCCUGGUCUAGAGAGAAAGUGUGAGCAAGGGGAUUGAAUGAUAAGCAAACAUGUUGAAAGAUCUGGCACUCAAGAAUCUGUUAUUUGUGUUUGUUGCUAGGCGUGGAUGCUUAUAUUUUUCUAUUUCUACUCACUGUAGGGUUGCUCACAGGUUAAUUUAGUUUACUUAAUAAUGGUCUUUUAAACAUAAUUGACACAAUUAUAAAAUGGAAUUCCGAUUUCAGUUAGGUAUAUUUCUAAAUGACAACACAGACUAUGCUUUCAGUUUAAAGAGUAAGGAGCUUAUACAAAAGCUACUCUUUAUCGUGUAGAUCUCUAAACGCAAUCUGCCCACUAAGUUGAUGUUUAAUAGUUUAACUUUAUUUAUGUAUCUUUCUAUUUCAGUUGUGGUAAUGAUUUAAGAAUGGGUAAUAGUUGCACCAAAGAGUGCUGUAAGUUCCUUGUGAUGCUCUUUUAGAUAGAAUUCAAAAUAUCUCUGAACUUUGGACAUGAUAAGAUGGAGUAGAAAUGUCUGAUAAAUCUUAUCUCUAAGAUUUGUAUUGAAUUACAAUUAGGACAUUCACUCCAGUGGAAAUAUACCAUCCAAUUAGGCAGGUCUGGUGAAUCAUUUGUUUAAAAUAAACGCAAAUGAGAUGUAGUAUUUUCAGAUUUCUCCAGACUAUGCCCUCAUGAAAAUGUCACCUGGGUGAAAUUUUAGAUCAAUCACUAAAUUUGGGUGACAGAUGCAAAAGUAUCUAAUUUCACUUUAAUAGGAUCUUUCUGUGCAG
Molecule: messenger RNA, 3313 nt
Organism: Zalophus californianus (California sea lion)
Lineage: Eukaryota; Metazoa; Chordata; Mammalia; Carnivora; Otariidae
Gene: TRDN
Product: triadin
Exons: 41
Coding region: 243-2420 (725 amino acids)
Cellular component (GO): sarcoplasmic reticulum; membrane
Molecular function (GO): signaling receptor binding
Source: RefSeq, a predicted model, not a curated record